ACUUGGAGUAAGACUAAGGGUGUUCAUUUCUUAUGGCAUAGACAACUACAUGUACAAUUCAUAAAUCUCUGGAAACAAACUAACUGCUCUUUUAUUUGCAUAGGAUGUGACUGCGGAUUGCUGUCAAAAUGAGUGAAACACCUUCAACUAGUUAUUCGGUGAAUCAGCCAAACUCCUCCGAGAGUGAACAGACUUUAUCCACGCGCCAUUUCAACGUUACUGAACCUGUCGUGGCAAAACGGAUCUGCUUCUAUAAAAGUGGAGAUCCUCAGUUUAAUGGGAUCAAAAUGGUCAUUAAUAACCGGUCUUACAAAACAUUUGAUGCCUUGCUGGAUAGUUUAUCCAAACGGGUUCCAUUACCUUUUGGAGUAAGGAAUAUUAGUACACCAAAAGGGAGACACAGUGUCACCAAUUUGGAGGAUCUUGAAGAUGGAAAAUCUUAUAUUUGCUCCCAUCAGAGGAAAAUGAAGCCCAUCAACCUGGAACAGGCUAGCAAAAAGCCGCUGCCCUGGCAGAUCAGUAGGCCUGUCAGUGCACGUCGUCGAGCUGUGCAGUUAGCAAGGGAGAAUGAAGAUGGAUUUGGCCAUCGAGAAAGUAAAAUAACAACUCCCAGAAAGAUACUUGUUUUCAAAAAUGGGGAUGUAAGACUCAGGCGUACCAUAGUUCUGGGAAAGAAAAAUACACAAACCUUUGAGGCCUUUCUGGAUUAUAUGAGUGAGUUAAUGCAAUAUCCAGUUGUGAAACUAUAUACCACUAAUGGCAGAAAGGUUCCUAAUCUUCAGGCCCUGAUAUUGUGCUCUGGAGCUGUAGUCGCAGCAGGGAGAGAGCCUUUUAAACCAAGCAAUUAUGAUUCUCUUGGAUAUUCACGGCCUGCUAAAUUGCUUGGAAUUGCAAAUCGUGUGUACCCAAAAGCAAAUACCAAGCCAGAAAGUGAGAAUAUGAGAGCUCAAAUGGGCUCUAGCUCAAGAUCUCAGGUAUUCUCAGUUUCUUCUGAUAAAGGAUCCAGCAAUGAUAACAACUCAAAUGAUAACAACUCAGAUUCUUCAUAUGUUCCUGAUAGUCAUAACGGUAUAGGAGGAAAUCAGUCCAUUACUGGUGAAGACUUAUCUGUGGCACAGUAUGAAGAUGACAUUGAGAAAUCUGUUCACCUUAAUCAAGAUGGGAGUAUCACAGUGGAAAUGAAAGUUCGAUUAAAAAUUAAAGAGGAAGAAACCAUUAAAUGGACAACUACUGUAAGUCGUGCUGGCCUUUCUGAUGACAAAAAUACCACCAUCUGUCAUCCUGCAAUGCAUGCUGAAGACUGCUUAUCCAAUGUAAAUGCAUUGGAAUGUAUAAACCCAAAAGAUACUCCAUUUUUGAAGAGCUACAGUAAAGAAGAGGGAGACUCAUUACAGCAAUUCAAUGCAGAAGUGUCAGACAAAGAAUCAGAGUCUGAUUUAAAAAAUUCUGGUUGUAAUAUCUGUAAGAACAAUAAUUCUGCAGAUGUAGAUGUAAACAAUGUACCUGAAGAUAAUAUCAGGCCUCGCUUUUAUAGACCUCCCACUCCUGGGCCAAGGCGUGUUAGACAAAAGAAAGCAGUAGUUGAAAGUGUCACCUUGGUAUCUGAGAAAGAGGUUCAGGAGAAGACAAUAGGACAGUUUUCCUACAGUGAGGAAAUACAGCAGGGAGAAAAUAAGUCUGAGUAUUGCAUGGUAGCUCAUGCAAGCAGAGAAAAAUCAAGUGUCACUUAUCCAAAGUUUAGUGAGAUGAGUGAGAAUAGUUCAUUAAAGCUUUCUUCAGAGAAUAUAAAAGAAGAAAUGCUUUUUAAAGUAAGCCACAAAAGUAAUGAUUUAAUAGAAACCACAAAUAAGAAGACAUUAGAAGUGUCUGACAAGGAUGAAUUGGUACAGAGUAUAUUAGAGAAAUCUGUUGUGGAACAAAGUACAUAUAAUAGUUUACUCUCAACCUGCAAAGCUAACAUUUGUGGUUUAAUACCAUCAUCAAAAAUUUGCCAGGCAGCUAGGCCAGGUUCGGCAGACUACAUCCAUAAGUCAUGUGACAUUAAACAAAUAAAAAGAUCACUGAGUUCUUUCAUUAGAUAUUCAGAAUUGUGUCAGUCAAAAGAAGAAACAAUAUGCAGACCUGCUGAUUUAUUACCUGUUUCUCAAGAUUCAGUACAUUCAGCCUGUCCUGGACAUAGCCAGAUGGAGAUGAUUGUAUCUCCAUGUAGUAAAGCUCCUACUGAGAAGAUAAAUCCAACAACUGGAUUCUUUCCUACUGUUACUGAAAGUGACAAUCACAUCAGUGCCAGGACUGGAUCUGUGAUGGCAACACAUCUCAUUGAUGACAGCCAAUCUGCAUCUUCUCUCACCAAAAAGAAGAGGAGAAAAUCGUCUAAGUUUCUAGAGAAAGGUACAUAUGAAAAUAAAAAAGAUGAAGACAUUUCAGGGAUAAUGAAAGGUGAGGGAAUGCAUAUCACAAGGAGAACCACACAGGAUUCUGCAGCAGAGGCUAUGGAUAAUUAUUCUGAAAUGCCUCAGAAAAAAGGAAUGGAUUUUUUCGUAAAAAAGAAUGAUGGGUCUGUCAAUUCAGACAAAAGCAUAUGUUGUGAAGAUGAGUUCUAUCACCAGGAUUCAGUGGAACAAAAUGGAUUAUCAUCUAAUAAAAAACCAAGAAGCAAUAACAACAAGUUGGCCAAAGUAAAAAUGAAGUCAGGCCAAAAAAAUAGUAUCAUUUCAUCUGCAAAGAAGGAAGAUGGUCUAAUGGCAGUUGAUUCAAACAAUGAAUCUGAACAUAGUCAGGAUACACUGAGUACUGAGAAAGAAGGCGCACAUCUCACAACCAAUUCUUUCAAACAGGCAUCUAACCCAUCAGUGAUUUCAAAGCCAUUGUCAGAAGUGCCAAAGAAUCUUAACUUUGAAAAAGAAAAGGAAAAUAAUAUUUUGGAAAAUUUGUCAUCAAAGAAAGCAAAAAAGCAAAAGGGGAUGAAGAAAAAUCUAACUAAAGGAGCAAAUAAGUUAAAUAUGUCAGAGAAAGCCAUUACACUAGAGGCUCUGAACCAGGAAGGUUUUCAAGGGGAGGUCGCUGAGCAUUCAGUUGAAAACUAUGUCCAAACUUGGUUGAAAAACUUAUUACCAAAUUCUGUCUUACCCCCUAUAAAUAAAAAAGAAAGGAAUGUAGAGAACAGCAUCUGCCAUUCUGCUGAAGAAAAUACUGAUGCUUCUAUAGAUAAAGAAACAACAUUUAUCACAAAUAAAGUGUAUGUGACUGGAAAAAAACAUCUGGUUGAACAUAGUCUAACCCCAAAACCAUUAAUGCCUAUUUGUGGAUUGGGAACUUUAGAAGAAUCAGCCAAGGAUUCAGGUGGAAAACAAAUUGACUCUUUGAUUCAUGCUAAUACAACUAUAGUAGAUGAAGCCAAGUAUUCACUGAGAUCAGAAUUUCAUCAUGAGGGUAAGACACACUUGUUUCAGGAAACACAAGACAAUGAUAAAAAGAUGUCAGAAGCUGAUAUCCAAGAUACCAAUCUAUUUCAAAGAAAAAAAUCUGAAGUUGCUGUUCAAGCUGAUUGUGCAUUUGUCAAUGAGAAAGUGGGAACUGAUGUUCAGAACAGUUGCAUGUCUAGCAUGUUGCUGCAUGAACUACAAUCAACUUUGCUUGGUCUCCAGAAAGAACACAGUGGAUGUAUAGGGAAAGCUUGCAGCCUUUCAGAUCUUCCUCCUUCAUCUUUUGGUUCUUCCUCCAAUGUCGUCUUAGCCUGGCUACUCAUGCUGAACCUGAGAGAGAGUUUGAUUGGGACAAUCAAAGAUGAUAUGCAAAAACCUACCUGUAGCUGUUCCGAAACAUUUACUCAGUCACAAUUUCUGAAACAAACUACACUCAUAGAAAAAUUUGAAGAACUGAAGGCUGCCUUCUCACAUUUUCAACAACCAACAGAAAAUAACCUACCAUACUUCGGGAGGGAACUGAAAAACCAGGACUCCACACAUUGCCACGAGAAUAUGCCCAUAUCUGAACUUCAUAAUGGUAUACAUUUGCAUGAAAAUGAAAAGUCAGUUGACCCUUGUGUUCCAAAGGACAGUGGAAAUUCUGAAGAAGCUCUAAAACUGACUGGUGAAUUAGAAAGCUGUUUUGAUAUACAGAAAGAUCUUUGUAGAGAAACAGAGACUUCAGACUUGAGUGCUCUCAAAACACAGCUAGAUAGUCAAUAUGCCACUACUAAUUCAAAUACCCGUAGCCUUACAUCAGCUAUAGAGCCAACUGAAAAAUACGAAGAAAUGCCUGAUAGCUUCUACAAAAAAUCUCAAGAUAAAACCACUGAUACAUCAUUCACUAAUGAAGAGUCAGAAACCUCAGUAGACCCUAACUCAACAGUUCAUAGUGUAACUUCUAAUGAUAAAUACUGUAUUUUAGAUCAGGAUACUUCUGAGCUAGAAGGUGAACAAGAUACUAUACAUGUUACUACUGAUAAAAGUGAAGAUGAGAAAGUUGAUCCAAAGUCAGAAGGUAAUGACAAAACCCCAAAUAACCAACUUAAACUAGCUGCUGAAACCUCCGUAGAGUGUAAUAAUGAGGAUUAUUCUGUACAGGAAGAUAAGGAAGAUGCAGAAAGCUGUGAGGGGGAAACCUCUGAGAGGUUAUCUACAGUCUCUCCAUUAUCAUUUUGUUAUGAAUCAAAGCAAAUUACAGAAUGUGAUAUGACUGAAGGAGAACAGGAAUUGCAAGUGGAAGAACUGGAGAAUAAAAUGUGUUCAGACACUUCUCAGUUAAAAAAAUGUUUUAAAAGUCCUGCUACUUCAGACUGGUCAGAUUACAGACCAGAUACUGAAGAGAGUGAGCAUGACUUUAGAGCAUCCAGCGAUUUGACCAACGAAAGCAGUGAGGAAGCCGUACUUGAAAAACAUUAUAAUACUGGCUAUGUAAAAAGAACUAUUGAACGGCUUUAUGGCAAGACAGAAGCUUCAUUUAAGCCUGACUUUCACAAAGGGUUUCCUUAUAUGUCAAAAGUAUCUCAAAAGGAUACUGAAGAAUUCCACUCUGCAGUAAUGGAAAAAACCAUUUCUUUUUCUCAAGAACGUGGGUCUUGUUCUGCAGAGAAACUUUUACAUUCUUCACUACCGUCACAAGAAUUUCCAGUGAACAUAAACCAAGAUGACUCUAUAUCGAGAAAAGAAAAUACUUCUUUACCAACACCACAACCUACUUUUAACAGAGAAGACACAAGUUAUAUUAAUGACCAUUCAUGGGACUCUCCAAGGCAACACUGUCAACCUAGUGUACGAGCUAAUGAAGAUGAAGGAAUAUUAAUAGAUAAAGGCAAAUGGCUUCUCAAAGAGAAUCAUUUGAUAAGAAGAUCACCACCUGAGAGGAUUGGAAUGUAUGGUAAUUUGGAUACAACAUCAACAGACACGGUCGUUGACACAAACAGUGAUGAUGUUCCAUACUCACACUUUGGCAAUCUGAAUCAGUACCCAGUCCUCAAUGCAAUCUCUUCUUCAGAACUUGAAGACAUGGCUAAACCCUCUGAAGGUUUUUGCAACUACUUCAAUAUACCUCAUAAUAGUGAUUCAGACCCCUUUCAGGAUGACUUAAGUACAAAGAGCAAACCUAGCUGCAAUGGCAAGAUCGCCUCCCGUCCUGCAGCAAACAAAGAAAAGAUCAAACCGUCAGUUGUGGUAGGUUCUACUUCUGCACAUCUUUCUACACAGGCUGAUACCAGUUUUACAGGCUUUACAUCUGCAGAAUUUAGAUUGCCUGAUAACAAGGUGCAUCCAUUGGAACAGCCUUUAAAUGAUGAACCCAUACAGUCUCAGCCAAAUUAUGCUGGUAAUGCUAAUAGAAGAGCUCUUCAGGAAGAAGAUUCUCUGGAUAAACUCCAUGCUAUGUGUGGCCAACAUUGCCCAAUAUUGAUGGUGACAGUAACACCAAUUAAUGAGGAUCAGAGAGGAUAUGCCUAUCAAAAGGUAUCUGAUAUUGAGAAUCAGCUGGGUCCGUAUUUGUUGGCCCAAAAAAGUAAACACUUACAAUGGUCUGGUGAAGAUUUACUAACAGAUGAAAAUUAUCAUGUGACUCUGAAGAACAGCUGUAUCAAUAAGAUUGCCAAUAAUAUUUUUAAUAGAUUUUAUGCUAAUAACACCUUAGAUUUUAUUAGUAACUUUGGAAUACUUACAUCUUCGACUCUGAAAGACACAAGCAGUUUAGGGAAGUUACAUGUUAUAGAAGAUAUGAAUGCAAAACACGUGGAAGUCAGCAAUUGUCAAAAUAAUGUAUCCAAAAACAUACCCAGUGAUCUUGUGACAGGCAUAAAUAGUGAGCUACUCAACAGAAUGCCAGAAAUAUGCCAAAACCUAAGAAUAAGCCUAAUUCACAUUUUUGGAGAAAAUUUUUCUCUCAUGUUGGCGGAUCCAGCAGAAAACUGUCAUUCUGAAACAUUUCUAAAGUGUGACACUUCUUCAAAUAACAUUGAACAUAAUGCCUCUGAAAAUCUGAAAAAUGAAAAUGCCUUUCCUACAGAAGAAGAAGAGGAAGAAGAAGAAGCAGAAGUUUGCUUUUGUGCAAUGGACGAUGGAAACAACAAAUAUAAGAAACACUUGUAAUAGAGAUCUUAACGUUUCUAUAAUAUUAGAUUAGUGAAAACACUUCCAGAACAAAAAUAAUCACAAAAUUAGCUGCUGAAUGCCACACCCAAUAAAACUCCCAAUGCGAAUGCAGCCAAGACCUAGAUAAAUAUAAAUCACAAUUGUAUGUCAUUGUUGAAAUACAGAUAAUUACUGAGAUUUUUAUGGGAACCAACAUACGAAGAAAAGGUGUUCUUCUAAGACAGUGGUUUCUCGGUUAAAAAAUAGUUUUUCCCUGAAAUGUUGCCUGUUCAGAGAUAUGCAGUCAUAUACCAAUCAUUUAAUUUGUAGAGAAACAACUACUGCUUAUUGGAACAGCGAACUGAAAUCUGAAAUACCCACCCAAGUACUAAGAUAAGAUUCCUUUAUUUCGUGACAUUUGAGAAAGGGUUUGUGAACUGUGUUUCAGUAGAAAUGCUUUUUUCAGAACAGAAUAAACUGAUAAGUUUAAUUUGAAAAGUAGGAAAUACUAGUCAAAUGCUGUAAUACAAUACUGUAGGAAACAGAAGUAAUUUUAAUUUUAUAUAGAUUAACAUUAUCAAAUUGUUCAGUUUUUCAAAACCAACUUGAGAGUAUUUAUGUGAGUGGAGAGAUCUUUCAGUUUGUGUAUAGGAUCAUCCAGACCCCAAAUGAAGUUUACCUGUUUUACCCAGAGGAUACUAGAAAAGGAACAUAUUUAUCGCUGCUGGGAUUCCACAGGAACUGAGAAGGGAGACUGUGUUGCAAUGGACUUCCUAACUGCCCUUGCCAUAUUCUCUACUGAGGCAGUACCGCUUACUCUUAAAGUUCUAAUACACUGCAAGUUUUAGUUCUGUGUUCUUCUUUAACCUCUGUUCUUUAAAGAUGGUCUGUGUCUUUUGUGUGUCUUUUUUUUUUUUUUUUGGUAAUUUUGUGUAUUUUAAGAAUCCAAGGCAUAUGUAAUAUGUUUCAGGGUCUUUCAGUGUGUUAAUAGAAUUAUUUUGGAUACCGGUUUACAGCAGUUUUUUGAUAUUAUGUGUGCAUAGUAAGCACUUAUAUAUGGUUUUCAAUUUUCCAUAAAUGUUUUUAAAUAUAAAAUUGGAAAAUAUUUAAUGUAUAUUGUGAUUAGGCAAAGUAUUUCAGUCUUUUGGUUAGAUUUUAAUCCCUAAGGCUGCAUAGUACGUUGCUUCAAUGUCAAUGAAAUCGGAGAUAUACCUGAAGAAGGAAGGCACUAUUUUUCAGUUAGACAUUGAGAAUUUGACCAUUCUGUACUCUUGAAGGUUGUGUCUAGAAUAACUGGUGUGUACAUGCUGCAAUAAGCCCUGGACUGUGAUCCUUUGGUUAUCCAGACUGGUGACCCAAUUAAAGGCUGACACAAAUCCACUUCAGCCCAGAGGCUGUGAUUGUCUCCCUUGUGGGACAAAAGGUGCGUGGAGGGGAAGGAGAAAAUGAAUAUGGAGGAAAAGGGGUUUGCAAUACAGGUGGGAAAUCUCGCGCUCUUAAAUUCUUUUUAGGAGCCCAGUGGCAGAUAUAUUUCCCCAUAUAUAACUGAUAUGUUUCUGUUUGAAGUGGUGUAUUCUGUGUAAUAAACUAACAUUACAGACCUAAAGCAACAUUUAUUGUCCAAUGUAUUUCACACCAAAUAGCUGUGUGUUAUUUCCUAUGUUGGCCUUAUUUCUGAUGUUCUUCCCUCUGUCUCCACAUUUUUUGGUGUCCUCCUUCACAUUUUGGAAUGGCUCCAUGUGAAGAGUCCCGAUGGUAUUUUUUCAUCCUUUGACCUGCCAAUACAGAAAUAAACCCUAUGUUUGGAAAAUGAAGCUUGAAAUUACUAGAAUUCAAAAAAAUGCUGUAUAGCAUUCUAAUGCUACCUUACCAGGCUUCUGUGUGGUAAAUAAUGUCUAAAUGCUAGAUAGGCAAAUUAACAGCUAUAUGUAUGUCUCCAUCACUUGCAGUCUUUCUGCUGGAUUCACAGCACCCAGUGCUGCAUUCACAGCACUUUAAGUUUUUCAGAUCAAGGUUCAAGGACCUUUAAUCAGAUGCUUAUUACGGGGUUACUGAGCAAACUAACCACUCAAAAGGUGAGAUGUGAGGUACUGCCUGAAGUUACAAUUAUCAGAGAGCACGCCAAGUGGUGAAGUGAUUGUUACGUUAACUGGAAGACUUGUUUCUGAUUCCAGUGUGUUAACUAAAAGAGAAGGAAUGAAAUGGUAACCUCAGAACAGUACAACAGGCUGACAGGGAGAUAUACCAUACUGUCACAGAUUUUAUACAUUCAUUAAUGGUUCAGGGAAGAUAUGGAAUAUGAAGUGGCUGAUAUAUGCAGAUAAAGUAAAAUUGCUCUCAAUAGGUAAGAUUGGAGAAGGCUGAAGAGAGAACCUCACAAUACUGGUGACUAGAGCAAUGUACUGAUUGACAGAGGGAAAAACACCAUGAGGAGUAAUGUGAGCUACUUUAUAUAUGUAGCUUAGUUCUGAAAAUUAACUGCAAAAGGCAUAGAUUCUUUCUGAAUAAAUCAGGAUAAAAUACACUGGGAAGUGACAAGCAUAUUAAAUAAUGUGUAAAGAACAGGGUAGAAAAUUCAGCAGGCAUUCAAGAGCUUUGUAUAGAUUAUGUCAUUCUUCUAGAAGGAAUUAAGUUUUUUCCUUGUCAUUAUUAAAAAAGGAACAGACAACACAACGUAUAGUUCAUAGUACCAGGAAGUUUCAGUUUAUCUAGCUUAGCCCUCUGCUAGAAAGAAACGACACAAUUAGAUAAGUAAUUCUAUUUAAUUACUAAAUCUCAUUUUAAAACUUAUUGUCUAUAGCCAUUACAGCUUCCAGUGGAGGGAUGUUCUAGAGCUUGGGUCCUUCUUCUGAUAUCUUACCCGUUUUCUAAUUUCUAUCCUAAACCUAGUCAUGGUUAGUUUAUAUAUGUGUGUCCCAAAGCCACUGUUGUCUUUUCCCUCCUUGAUAUCUAUCAACAAAAUCAGACAUUCUCUCAACUUUUUCUCCUACAUAAACAUUUUCUCCAUUUCCUCUAAUCAUCAUGGUUGUCUUUCUCAGGAGCUUUUCUAGUUCCAAGAAAUCUUUGAAUAUGGUUACCAGAACUUUAUGCAGUAUUGUCUCUCUGAACUCUGGGACAAUGAGAAUAAAAUUUCUCUGCUUGGAAAUCUCUCUCCUGGUGCAUCUUACAGUCACAUCAAUGACUCAUUCGUUCUCUAUUCUUUUUUUUAAUUAUAAAUUCCCUGUUAAAAGCAUUAAGUUUUUGUACUAUUUUUAAAAUGCAUUUUUUUGCACUUUA
Molecule: messenger RNA, 9833 nt
Organism: Falco peregrinus (peregrine falcon)
Lineage: Eukaryota; Metazoa; Chordata; Aves; Falconiformes; Falconidae
Product: RP1 axonemal microtubule associated
Exons: 4
Coding region: 129-6575 (2148 amino acids)
Biological process (GO): intracellular signal transduction; retina development in camera-type eye; axoneme assembly
Cellular component (GO): axoneme
Source: RefSeq, a predicted model, not a curated record